This is a messenger RNA of Schizophyllum commune H4-8, 1512 nucleotides long. RefSeq names its product MFS general substrate transporter. NCBI's taxonomy places the organism in Eukaryota, Fungi, Basidiomycota, Agaricomycetes, Agaricales, Schizophyllaceae. Gene Ontology annotation, biological process: transmembrane transport. The transcript has 10 exons. The record is from RefSeq and is a predicted model, not a curated record. Gene Ontology annotation, molecular function: transmembrane transporter activity. Bases 1 to 1512 code for a protein of 503 amino acids.
AUGGCGGAAGCCACCCCGACCGCCUCACUCACGCGCGUCAAUUCCAUCGCCUCGUCCACCGCGACGCAUAUUGCUCCUUCGCCACAUCAUAGCGUGCCAGGGCUCGGCCUCGCGCAAGUCGUGUCCAACGGACAUGGCGAGUCCGCCAUCCCAGAAGACAAGGUCCUCGAAGCGGUCGAAAACCUCGACGACAACUGGCAGGACGAUCCCGCCAACCCUCGGAACUGGGCUCCUGGUCGGAAAUGGCUCGCCGCGAUCAUCGUAUCGUGGUACACCUUCGUCUCGCCUCUGACCUCUUCUGCGAUCUCGUCGGGCUUACCUGAGCUGGCGAUGCGGUAUGGAAUCACGAACCCGACGGUGGAGGCGUUGUGUCUGUCGAUAUAUCUCUUGUCCAUGGCGAUCGGUCCCUUGUUCAUUGGACCGAUCUCUGAGAUGUACGGGCGAACAUACGUCUACCACAUUACGGCCGUCAUUUCCCUAGCUUUGAAUCUGGCGUGCGCGUAUGCCCCGACGGCAGGAUCGCUCAUCGCUCUGAGGUUUCUUAGCGGUUUCGCUGGCUCUGCCCCCGUGGCCAUCGGCCCUGGGUCUAUCGGCGACAUCUUCAGCGAGCGCGAGCGGUCCUCCGCGAUGGCAGCGUACUCACUAGGCCCCCUCAUGGGCCCCAUCGUCGGGCCCAUCUGCUGCGGCUUCAUCACCGAGCAAGUAGGCGUGAAGUACGUCUUCGUCUUCAUCGCGUGCCUCAACGGCUCGACGCUCUUGCUUGGGGUGCCAUUCCUGCGCGAGACGUUUGCGCCGGUGGUGAGGGUCAGGAGAGCGAAGGCCACGGGCGAGAUCGAGCGCUGGACGGAGGCGCAUCCGCUCUUCGCGCACGCCUAUAUGGAUAAGGGCCGCGUCUUGUGGGCGAGCUUGAGUAGGCCGACUGUGCUGUUGACGAGGAGUGCAAUUUGUGGGUUGUUGUGUCUGUAUAUGGCGUUCAUGUACGGCAUCUACUUCCUCAUGUUCGCCACCUUUGCCGACUUCUUUCACUCCACCUACGGCUUCUCCACCGGAAUUGGCGGCCUUGCAUACAUUGGGCUGGGCGUCGGGUUCCUAAUCUCCGCCAUUUUUGGCGCGAAAUUCGGGGACGCGGCUUACCACCACCUCUCGAAGAAGCACAACGACGGGAAGGGCAAGCCGGAGUACCGCGUACCUGUACUGAUUGUGGGGUCGUUUUUUGUUCCUAUUGGGGUUUUCUGGUACGGGUGGUCAGCAGAGGCCAAGAUUCAUUGGAUUAUGCCGAUCAUUGGGUCCGGGAUCUUUGGUUUCGGUGCCCUGCCGAUACAACUCUACCUCGUCGACACCUUCACGUACGCCGCGAGCGCGGUGUCAGCCGCCACGUUCUUGCGCUCUAUGCUUGGCUUCGCGUUCCCGUUGUUCGGGAAGCAGAUGUUCAAAGCGAUGGGUAUGGGCGGGGCAAACUCAUUGUUGGGAGGUUCGUUACACAUUCAUCACUUCCUUUAUUGUAUCAACUAA